AUGGGUCAGACACCCAUGCUUGACAAGAAACAUAAGUGUUUCAUUCCAUGCCAACUCUUCUUCCUGUUCAUUUGCCUCAACCGAGCACCCUUCACCAUUGCUAAUGACCAGUUUGUCUACUUCGGCUUCGCCCAAGCUAACCUCAGCCUUGAUGGAGCUGCCACAAUCACACCAGAUGGACUCCUUGAACUAACAAAUGGCACCUUUAACCUGAAAGGCCAUGCUCUAUACCCAACUCCUCUACACUUCCGCAUGUCGCCUAGUGGUUAUGCACAAUCUUUUUCUAUCAGCUUCGUCUUCAGCAUCCUCUCCGCCUACCCUGACAAGAGUGCUGAUGGCAUGACCUUCUUCGUCACCAGAAACAAGAAUUUCUCCAGUGCGUUGCCAGCCCAGUACUUGGGGCUCCUCAACAACCAGAACAAUGGUAAAGCAAGCAACCAUAUAUUUGCGGUGGAGCUUGACACCAAUGAAAAUAGUGAGUUCCAGGACAUCAAUGGCAACCAUGUUGGUAUCAACAUGAAUAGUCUCCACUCUGUGCAAUCCCAUGAUGCUAGCUUCUUUGACGACAAAACUGGUAUGUUCAAGAACUUGAGCCUCAUUAGCCGUGAGAUGAUGCAGGUGUGGGUAGAGUGUGACGGAGGAGCUACAAAGGUCGAUGUAACUUUGGCUCCCAUCAAAAUGGCCAAGCCUGCAAGACCAUUACUGUCAACCAUCUAUGAUCUCUCAACAGUUUUCACAGACACGACAUACAUUGGCUUCUCGUCCGCAACUGGAGUCAUCAACUGA
Messenger RNA from Triticum turgidum subsp. durum (durum wheat), 786 nucleotides. NCBI's taxonomy places the organism in Eukaryota, Viridiplantae, Streptophyta, Magnoliopsida, Poales, Poaceae. The record is from the annotation of a GenBank genome assembly.